This is a messenger RNA of Prorocentrum cordatum, 1834 nucleotides long. The record is from the annotation of a GenBank genome assembly. Lineage: Eukaryota; Dinophyceae; Prorocentrales; Prorocentraceae.
GCGGACCGCUGGCAGGCGGCCGCGUCUGUGCGCCAUCCUGUUCAGGCUUUCGGGGUUUGGCCGAAAAGGGGCCUCCGGCCACCUAGCUGUGGACGACUUUUCGGCCCAGCUGGGGCGAGGCGCCCAGCCACCUAGCUGCGCCCGGCUAGCUGCAGGCGGGGCGCCCGGCCACUGAAAUGCGGCCGGCCUUCGGCCCACCUCUGCUCUUUCCUCAGGUGCGGUGAAGUCGGCCCACGCUCCUGGCAGGUGAGUGGGUCAGCUCUGGCGCUGCCUAUCGACGCCUCAUCUUGGCCAGGCUAUCUUGAGUUGCCAACCGAAUUGGUCCGACAAGUGUCUUCUCUCCCUUGGGUGAUAGUGACGGUCCCCCUGAUCCAGGUCAGUCGGUGGUGGUUCUCGCCCCAGCCCUGUGGCCCGCAUGUGAUAUUUUUGGUCACCUUGCUCUGGGCCCGCAGGUCGGCUUCGCGAUCCAUUGGGUUGUCCUCGUCCGGAUGAGGGGGUGGAGCAGAAACAUCGCGACCGAUCGCCCCCGAAAAUUGUCCUCUCAAGCUCGCGGCUUGCACGAGAGCUUAACCGCAGGGGCGCGGUGGCGUUCGGGUUCGGACAGGCGGCGUUGGCGGCGCGCGCGGGGCACGGUUGACCUCGCAAAGAGGGUUCUAGUCGCGGGGCCAAGGGGGGUUUAUCAGAAGACUCCGCGGCAUGACAAUUGUUUGCGCGAGGGUGCCGUUGGAGAAGUCGGGGGGCGGGCGAUGCAGGAAAAUUGUGCGACACCCCCUUGAGGGGGGGAAAUCGCCGCCCCAUUAGGAGCGCCGCGAAAGCACGCUGUAUCUGAUGACAAGUGACCGUGUGCUUGCUGUCGCGGUUCGCUGCCGGGCCAGUCUAUUGGCUGAUGUUGCUGCGCCAGGACGGGAUCAUACCAGGCGGGGCUCCAUUGGUGGGAAUCGGAGCGCCUCGGGAAGACAAUGCUGAUCGCCUGCGUCGUAACGGCGUUGCCAACGAGCUACUGCCCUUGCAGCAGCUCCACCUCUGCAUCCUCUUCGUUGGCGCCUUCGGCUUUUGGCACUGCUAUAACGUGCUCUACAAGCAUACCGUUCUCAACGUUGCCGAGGUCGGCUCGCUCUUCACGCGUUUCGUCAGCAUGGUGCUCUCGGGGCUGCUGGCCGGUGGAGCGUGGUCGCUCACACUUGGCUGCAAAGGCAGCGCCGUCAUGAGCGGUUUUUCAUCUCUUCGUUCUUGUGGGUCUCUCUGGGUGAGGAUCAAAUUCUUCUGGGGCCAGGACGCCGCCGAGAAGGUGCUCGCAGAGGGCCCGGACUGCUAUGGGCAGCGCGAGGGCACUGCAGACAAAGGCUCGACAGUGACGCGAGUUCCCAGAUGAUGCCACCGCUUUUUGGAAACAUGCCUGGCCAGCGUACAGAGCGCAGCACAUGAUCUUUAAUUCAGUGAGGGUCUCUCUCUCUCUCUCUCUCUCUCUCUCUCUUGCGCUGCGAUUAUCUUGCCGUUUAUUUUGUAUGCAAAGGCAUGCGUUGAAGUUUCUUCCCCGUUUUUCCUAUCGCUUUUUUCCCCCAGGAUCUAUCAGGUUUUACACUGCGGCUGUGAAUUCCGCCUUGAGGCGCUGCAAUGGAUUGCGUUCGUUAUUGUUCUGUCUUGUCUCGUCCCCCAGCUACCCCUCCCCUCUCGGGCCGCCCUCCCGCGACGGGCGUCCACGCCGACAUCGCGUUUUUCUGUUUUGGAGGCCGUUGCGGCAGUAGUGCUUUUGCCAGCCCAAACGCACGUGGCGACAUUGGGAACGAGGCGACGUGCGCACGGACUGAGCUGGCGAGUGCGUUGCGAAAUGGCU